Ipomoea triloba (trilobed morning glory) is the source of this 1114-nucleotide messenger RNA. RefSeq lists its product as uncharacterized. Gene Ontology annotation, molecular function: DNA binding; protein heterodimerization activity; structural constituent of chromatin. NCBI's taxonomy places the organism in Eukaryota, Viridiplantae, Streptophyta, Magnoliopsida, Solanales, Convolvulaceae. The record is from RefSeq and is a predicted model, not a curated record. Gene Ontology annotation, cellular component: nucleosome. The transcript has 3 exons. The coding region runs from base 80 to 901 and encodes 273 amino acids. Gene Ontology annotation, biological process: nucleosome assembly.
CAAAUCAAAAUCUACUUGUCCAUUUUACCUCUCAGUCCGCGAAUUCAAAACCCUAGAUUUCUUCCUUCACUCUGCAAAAAUGUCCGGCCGUGGAAAGGGAGGCAAGGGAUUGGGCAAGGGAGGAGCCAAGCGUCACAGGAAGGUGCUUCGCGACAACAUCCAGGGGAUCACCAAGCCGGCCAUUCGCCGUCUGGCUCGUAGAGGAGGCGUGAAGCGUAUCUCCGGCCUCAUCUACGAGGAGACCAGGGGAGUCCUCAAAAUCUUCCUCGAGAAUGUGAUCAGAGACGCCGUGACCUACACUGAGCACGCUCGGAGGAAGACCGUGACGGCGAUGGACGUCGUCUACGCCCUCAAGAGGCAGGGCAGGACUCUGUACGGUUUCGGAGGCUGGCUUGGUUUCACUUAUUCAGAUUGGAUGUUGAUAGGGAUUAUUGCUCGGUAUCAACAUUGUAUGGUUGUUGUAUUUCGGGCAAUAAAUGGCGCACCCCCUCCCACGUCCACCUCACUUCCAAAUCAAAGUCUACUUUGUCCAUUUUACCUCUCAGUCCGCGAAUUCAAAACCCUAGAUUUCUUCUUUCACUCUGCAAAAAUGUCCGGCCGUGGAAAGGGAGGCAAGGGAUUGGGCAAGGGAGGAGCCAAGCGUCACAGGAAGGUGCUUCGCGACAACAUCCAGGGGAUCACCAAGCCUGCCAUUCGCCGUCUGGCUCGUAGAGGAGGCGUGAAGCGUAUCUCCGGCCUCAUCUACGAGGAGACCAGGGGAGUCCUCAAAAUCUUCCUCGAGAAUGUGAUCAGAGACGCCGUGACCUACACUGAGCACGCUCGGAGGAAGACCGUGACGGCGAUGGACGUCGUCUACGCCCUCAAGAGGCAGGGCAGGACUCUGUACGGUUUCGGAGGCUAGGAUGUUGUGCGGUAUUGGAUGUUCGUCUGUGUAAUUGCAGAUCUGUUCGACUAUUUCCGUUUAAUUUUUAGUCCUGUUUUUUGGUUCUAGGUAGCUAUUGCCUGUUUGGUGAUUGAUAAUUUAGAAGUAAAUGUAAUAUCCUGUUGCAGUUACGCAUCACUAAUACCUGUUCUGAUUUUGUGAAUCAACAUAACGUUAUCUGCUCUCUGAAAA